AUGAGAGAGACCAUGGAAAAAGUCCACAAUACCACCCAUGGAUCUGGUUUUUUUGAACACUGCACGCCUCCGGUACAAAACACACCGACCUCUACUGCGGUCAGUCGCCUCCUGAGGCUUGGAGCUGUGGCUCUUGUUGUUGGUGCUGUGUUAAUGUUGUGUGCCUCCAUGGCUGCUGUCUACCUGUGGAGAGUCAGUGACAAAAAUGUUUAUAAUGUUCGUUACAGUAUGAACAUCAAUGGGGAGGUGAGGGAAGGCUCCAUGGAAAUUGAUUCUGACAACAACCUGGAGAGAUUUACAACUGGGAGUGGUGCUGGGGAAGCGGUGGAGAUUCAUGACUUUCAAAUUGGAAUAACGGGAAUCCGCUUCUUUGGAGGAGACAAGUGCUAUAUAAAAUCCCAAAUCAAAGCCAACCUUCCACACGUGGGAGUUCACAACAAAGAGUCGCUGAUGUUUGACCUGACAGAUGAAAUCAUGCCAGUGAGGUUUGAUGAGGAAUUCCUCACAUGGGUUGCUGCAGAGCAGCCACUGAAGGACACCAGUUUCCUGAGCAACAAAAUUCUGGGUCUUUGCGGGGAACUUCCAAUUUACUGGCUCCAACCUAUCUUUCCUAAAGAUGGGGAGAGGAGAAAGAGAGACACACAGCGCGCCAAACGGCAGUUUAACAUGGAGGAGUUUGAGGCAGCUGCUGAGGAGAGGGGCUCGGUGAGUCACGCAAAUAAUGACACCUCCACAGUUGAGGAGGAGGAGGAGGGGGCGCAGUCUACUGCAGGGUCAGCAUACAAUCCUGAAAACCCCUAUCAUCGCAGCAGAGGGUCCGGAGAGGAAAGUGCCAUGACCUUUGACACCAUGCUAGACCACCAGGGGAUCUGCUGCUCAGAAUGCCAACGCAGCUACACUCACUGUCAGAGGAUAUGUGAGCCUCUGCAUGGCUACUGGCCGUGGCCUUACAACUACAGAGGGUGCCAGGUAGCCUGCCGAGUCAUUAUGCCUUGUCGCUGGUGGGUGGCACGCAUUUUGGGCGUUGUGUAG
Molecule: messenger RNA, 1032 nt
Organism: Scomber scombrus (Atlantic mackerel)
Lineage: Eukaryota; Metazoa; Chordata; Actinopteri; Scombriformes; Scombridae
Gene: cnmd
Product: chondromodulin
Exons: 7
Coding region: 1-1032 (343 amino acids)
Biological process (GO): negative regulation of endothelial cell proliferation; negative regulation of angiogenesis
Source: RefSeq, a predicted model, not a curated record